AGGCAAUGAGCAAAAUCACUGUCGGCGUUCUGGCCUUACAAGGCGCAUUCUACGAACAUGUCCAAUUAUUGAAAAAGGCUACCGCCGAUCUAGCCCCCGAGGCAGGCAGCCCCGCGUCGCAAUGGGAGGUUAUUGAAGUGCGCACGCCGCAAGAGCUUGAGCGUUGCGAUGCGCUGGUUCUUCCUGGGGGCGAAAGCACUACCAUGUCCCUUGUCGCUGCCCGGUCGAACAUACUGGAGCCGUUGCGGGACUUUGUCAAGGUCCACCGCAAGCCGGCUUGGGGUACAUGCGCCGGUCUAAUUCUGCUCGCCGAAUCGGCCAACCGGACGAAGAAAGGAGGCCAGGAUUUGAUUGGGGGUCUUGAUGUGCGGGUCAAUAGGAACCAUUUCGGUCGACAGGCCGAGAGCUUCCAGGCGCCGUUGGAUCUACCGUUCCUCGGCGCUGCUGGACAGUCGGACCCGUUCCCCGCCGUCUUCAUCAGAGCUCCCGUUGUGGAGAAGAUUCUGCCACACCAGAAAGGUGUCCAGGUUGAUGAGUUGCAGAAGGAUGAUACCGUGGUCGCGCCGGCGAAGAGCCCCGAGGGCCACGCUGCGCAGGAUGCAAUGGCAGACGAUGUGGAAGUACUGGCGACGCUACCUGGAAGGGCUGCCAAACUGGCGAGUGAGGGAAGAAACAUCGAUGCAGACCGUGAAACUGGUGAUAUCAUUGCUGUCCAGCAGGGGAAUGUCUUUGGGACGAGCUUCCACCCCGAGUUGACCAACGAUGCUAGAAUACAUGCUUGGUGGUUGCGGCAGGUUCAGAGUUCGCUGCAUAGGAGACGUGAGAUAGAACAGAACUAAAUUUGCUCAUUUAGAGAUGAACCUAG
Messenger RNA from Aspergillus campestris IBT 28561, 865 nucleotides. Its product is annotated as pyridoxal 5'-phosphate synthase subunit PdxT. Lineage: Eukaryota; Fungi; Ascomycota; Eurotiomycetes; Eurotiales; Aspergillaceae. The transcript is spliced from 2 exons. Gene Ontology annotation, cellular component: glutaminase complex; cytosol. The coding region runs from base 6 to 839 and encodes 277 amino acids. The record is from RefSeq and is a predicted model, not a curated record. Gene Ontology annotation, molecular function: glutaminase activity. Gene Ontology annotation, biological process: pyridoxal 5'-phosphate biosynthetic process; pyridoxine metabolic process.